Messenger RNA from Harmonia axyridis, 1138 nucleotides. RefSeq names its product venom serine protease 34-like. The transcript has 7 exons. Gene Ontology annotation, molecular function: serine-type endopeptidase activity. The coding region runs from base 156 to 983 and encodes 275 amino acids. Lineage: Eukaryota; Metazoa; Arthropoda; Insecta; Coleoptera; Coccinellidae. Gene Ontology annotation, biological process: proteolysis. The record is from RefSeq and is a predicted model, not a curated record.
GAGAAGCCAUGAAAAAGAGUUUUUCCGUUUUUCAGAAUAUUUUAUAUAUAAGUGAUGUGUCAGUAUAAAAAGUGCUCUUUUAAAUAGAAGAAGUCAGGAUUGUAUAGUUCAAGGCACUUUGUGAAUUUUCGAGUAACUUUAAUCUUGGUGUUACCAUGGGAACAAUCAUGUUCUUGAUGGUCACGGUCCUGUCUUUCUUGAACAUGCUGAUGUUAGUGAAUGCAGAGUGCGAUUGUGGAUGGAAACAAGGGAUGAGAAUUGUAGGAGGCCAAGAAACAGGAGUUAACGAAUAUCCCUUUAUGUCUGCACUUGUUGAUACAGAAUUGGACACUUUGUAUUGUGGGGCUAGCAUAAUAUCAGAACGAUACGCUUUAACUGCAGCUCAUUGUGUGGUACACAAAAAGGUAGAAAACAUAGUGUUAUUGGUUGGUGAACACAACGUUACUACAGGUGCUGAUACUCCUUAUUCAAAAAACUACGAUUUGGAUAAAUUCAUAAUCAAUCCUGAUUGGGAUGCCAAAAAACAAAAAAAUGAUAUAGCAUUGUUGAAAACAAAAUUAGAUAUAGAAUUCAGUGUCUACGUCGGUCCAGUCUGUUUACCUUUCAAAAACAGCGAUAACAAUUUCGAUUAUGAGCUUGUGACACUUUUAGGGUGGGGCUUAAAUUCAACAUAUGGUGUCAAGUCAGACGUACUUAAGGAGACCACUGUGAUGAUCCUCCCAAACGAUUAUUGUUACAAAUUUUACCAAAAACUAGAUACACGUCAAAUGUGUGCUUAUGGUGAUGACACGGAUUCUUGUAAUGUUGAUUCUGGAGGUCCCUUGAUUUGGUGGGAUAACAGUACGAGAAGACUGCAAGUGGUGGGUUUGAUAUCAGCUGGUAGAGACUGUGCCGGACAUAUGCCUUCUAUUAAUGUGAGGGUCACUUCUUAUCUUUCUUGGAUAGUUAGCAGUACUCCAGAUGUGAAUUAUUGCAAACGAUAGUCAUCCUAGCUUCCAGAUUAGACCUUCUCAUACCUUCUCAAUCAUGUUUGAAGAUGUAAUGAUAAUUUUCAUUUAUUUCAUUGUGGAAAACUAAGUAUUCUUAUUCAUUCAAAUUGUGUCAAAUUUUCCUAAAUGAAUUAAAAAAUGUUGAUAUA